This is a messenger RNA of Misgurnus anguillicaudatus (oriental weatherfish), 1456 nucleotides long. RefSeq names its product testis enhanced gene transcript (BAX inhibitor 1) (gene tmbim6). The record is from RefSeq and is a predicted model, not a curated record. Gene Ontology annotation, biological process: negative regulation of RNA splicing; cellular response to unfolded protein; negative regulation of endoribonuclease activity. Gene Ontology annotation, cellular component: mitochondrial membrane. Gene Ontology annotation, molecular function: enzyme binding. NCBI's taxonomy places the organism in Eukaryota, Metazoa, Chordata, Actinopteri, Cypriniformes, Cobitidae.
AACUAUCCCUUUAAGGGACUGUGCACGGCGUCAUUACGUUUACGACGAAACGUCUAACGUCAUCGCGCUAUUACUAAGCUGUGUGUACGUGAUAGGGAGGUGUUGAGUUUUACCCAAGAACAGACGAGAAGACACGCAUUUUCACAUCGUACGGUGAUCUCCAGUGAACUCAAACAUGAACGUGUUUGAUCGCAACGUAAACUUUGACGCUGUCUUUAAGUUCUCACAGAUUUCUCGUUCGACCCAGCAGCAUUUGAAAAAUGUCUACGCCAGUCUGGCUGUUUGUAUGCUGGUGGCGGCCGCCGGCUCCUACGUCUAUUUGAUCACGAGAAUCUUUCAGAGCGGACUGAUAAUAAUGCUGGGAUCACUUGCUCUGAUGGGUUGGCUCUCUAUGAUCCCUCACAGUCCUCAGACUGAAAAGAAGAGAUUGGCCAUCCUGGCUGGUUUCGCUUUCUUGACAGGUCUCGGACUCGGCCCGCUCAUCGAUCACGUCAUUGCCAUCAACCCGAGCAUUAUUGUGACCGCUUUCCUGGGCACCUCCAUCAUCUUUGCCUGUUUCACAUUGAGCGCUCUGUAUGCCCAGCGCAGGAGUUAUCUCUUCUUAGGAGGCAUACUGAUGUCAGGACUGACUGUUGUUCUUGUGGUCUCACUUCUCAACAUCUUCUUUGCCUCGGCCUUUCUCAUGAAGGCUCACGUGUAUCUGGGUUUGGCUGUUAUGUGUGGAUUUGUGCUGUUUGACACUCAGCUCAUCAUUGAGAAGGCAGAGAUGGGAGACAAAGAUUACAUCUGGCAUUGUGUGGAUCUCUUUAUGGACUUUGUGGCCAUCUUCAGAAAAAUUCUUAUAAUCCUUGCCAUGAAUGAAAAGGAAAAGAAGAAGGAGAAGAAGUAAAGUUAAACACGAACAAGCUGAAUGCUUUCAGAUAAGCAGCUGUGAUGUGAAUCUAAUAUUAAUUUGUAUGUGAUUUAAUAUGAUGUCUUAAUUUUAUUUGAUAAUGAUUCCUGGUCUUUCAUUAUGUUGUCAUGAGUUUAUGUGAGCCGGUGUUGUUUAACUAUAGAAAGCGUCAGAUGAAGUUGAAUUUCUUUACUGGCUAACUGAGGCAGAAUGAAGAGGAGAAAAGAAGUUCAGUUGGACUACUGAAAGCUUUUCUUUUUGUAAUCUUAGUAUCAUCUGAUUAUUACGUCUUGUCCGUGCAGCUGAAGGUUUGGGUAUCAUUUGGUUGUUAUUAAUAGAUGGCUUGCCUGACUGAUGUGAUAAAUAGAUUUAUGACAGUAGAUUUUGAUCUGCUGACUGCAUUGAUUUAUUUUUUGUUGCCAAUGUCACCUUAGACGUCUGUUGCAGCUAACAGGUUUUUUAGGUUUAUUCUGCCAAACAUUGGUAAUGGAAAACACCAAUGACAUUUUUAUUUUAUUCAUAAUUCUGCUUUAUGAUCCAACUUAAAUAAACUCUUUCACAGAU